Messenger RNA from Exophiala dermatitidis NIH/UT8656, 480 nucleotides. RefSeq lists its product as uncharacterized. The record is from RefSeq and is a predicted model, not a curated record. Lineage: Eukaryota; Fungi; Ascomycota; Eurotiomycetes; Chaetothyriales; Herpotrichiellaceae. The coding region runs from base 1 to 480 and encodes 159 amino acids. The transcript has a single exon.
AUGUCACAUCACCAUCCCCGGCCCUCGUUUCCCACCCCGUCCGCUCGACAUGCACCACCACCAACAACACCCUCGGGCGGUGGCCGUCCGUUGAAUCCGGCCCAGAAGAUCCCUCCAGGCGCAAGUGGAAGUGGAAUUGGCGGACGCAAGAUUCGACCAUUGAUCUACGCCAUCGGCGUUGCGGGCAUAGUAUGCUCGGGAGCCCUGAUCGGAGCAAUAUUGAAGACCUCUAGAGAGCAUCAGCAAGAGGCGCCGCAAAAGACCCAAGUUGAACAACUACCGCAGGAAAGUCCUCGGCAACAGCAGGCCGACGCAGUCAAACCCGACUAUGCCAAGUACAUCCAGACACUGGAAACAAAACGUGGGCAUCUUCUCGGUCAGAAGAUCCAAUUGGAAAGAAAAAUCCAGGAUCUCCAUGAGAGUCAGCGCAGAAGGGCGGAAGAGGAGGCAAUCAAGAAAGAACUUGGAAUGAAGAAGUGA